AUGGAGAAGCUCAGCAAUACCAUUGAUGGCUUCGUUGGUUCACACACAGGAUGGCUCGUCAGUGGGCUAUUGGUUCUUGUCAUCGUGCGAAGUAUCGCUAAAUCGAUUGACGAGGAAAGGAGGAUCACGCGUCAUGGAGGGCACGCGUCGAAGUUCAAGUCAUACGCACCGUCUGGUGUACUGUCUGGCUUGCAUUUUUUGUGGUCGAUCACCACUCACGCCUUGCAGGACCAAAACCUCAAGUUCAUGCACAAUGCGUUGGUUCGAUCAGGCCAAGGCAAGACGAAUCCAUAUACAUUUGAGGUCUCCUUGAUGGGCUCACGCACAAUCUUCACUGCCGACCCCGAGAACAUUCGAGCCAUGCUUGCAACUCAGUUCAACGACUUUGGAAAAGGCCAACGAUUUAGAAGGGACUGGUUCGAACUCAUGGGAAACAGCAUCUUCAAUAUUGACGGCGAUGCAUGUCAUACUUCUCGCCAGCGACUUCGGUCUCUCUUCACCCGCCAGCGGGUCAGUGACCUCGUCUGUUUUGAGCGCCAUAUUCAGGCCAUGCUUCCGACGUUAGCUGGCGGUCACGCUGUGGACAUGAAGGACAUCUUGAGUAGGUUCGCGCUGGAUGUCUCAGCAGACUUUUCCCUUGGAAGACAGGUGGAUUCCCUGACAAGCAAACAAGACGACGCCGUUUUCGAAGCAUUUGAGCGUAUUCGCCACACUCAGUCCUUGAUUGAGCGGCUAGGACCCUUGAAUUUUCUUGUUCCGCGCCACAAAUUCCGUCAAGACCUAGCGGCCUUGAAUAGCUUCAUGGAGCCCAGCAUUGAGAAGGCAGUCUCAAUACGGACCAUGGAUGAACACUUCUCCAACGCAUGCGCUGGCGUCUCGUGGGACGUUCGGUAUCUACGUGACGAGAUGGUGUCGCUCGCAAAAAAUACUGACGUCCUGGCUGAACUUCGACGGGGGAUUGAGAACACAUUGGGCGUUGGUGCUGGAGCUCGAUUACCGACGUACAACGACCUCAAGAGCGGACCAGAUGGAAAUGACCCCGUAGGACUCCCAGCGGGUACCCAGGUUAUCUAUUCUACACAUAUUCUUCAAUUGCGAGAUGAUCUCAACUCGUACGAGUACCCACUGCAAGCCUUCAAUCCUCGUCGAUGGGAAUCUUGGACACCUCGCCCCUGGACGUAUAUCCCGUUCAAUGGGGGCCCGCGGAUAUGCAUAGGGCAGCAGCUGGCCUUGACGGAGAUGGCUUACGUCCUGGUUCGUGUAUUUCAGCGUUACAAGAGCGUUGAAGUCAGACCGGAAUUUCUGCCGACAGAAACGCAGUCAAAGGAAAGGGGAUGGCUGAGAAGAGGCACAGAGGCCGACUCGGUGGAGGAGUUUGUGAGGUCGAGGCCACGGAUGGCUAGUGAGAUUACACUUGCUCCUCGAGGAAGUGUAGACCUGGUAUUUAUUGAGUAA
Colletotrichum phormii is the source of this 1455-nucleotide messenger RNA. RefSeq names its product cytochrome P450. The record is from RefSeq and is a predicted model, not a curated record. Gene Ontology annotation, molecular function: heme binding; oxidoreductase activity, acting on paired donors, with incorporation or reduction of molecular oxygen; iron ion binding. The coding region runs from base 1 to 1455 and encodes 484 amino acids. NCBI's taxonomy places the organism in Eukaryota, Fungi, Ascomycota, Sordariomycetes, Glomerellales, Glomerellaceae. The transcript has 5 exons.